UCACGCAAGACUUCAUCUCGUCGACCUAAACUCAUGCGCGCCUCUGCCACGGCACCGAGUCUCGCUAUCUCCAAUGCCUCAAGGAAAGAUCUUGCCCUCGCAAGCCUGCAGAAUUCGAGAGCGGCGACGCUAUUGACGAGGGUGGCGAGCUAUUCCAGUGCGCAGAUGGGGUAUGGUGGUGGGAAUGGCGGGAGUGGAGGCAAGAGACAGAGUGUCGGGAGCUUUUGUGAGAGUCCGGUUGAUAGCAGGAGUCCGGAGGCAAAUGGGAUGCAUAUGGAGAGGAAGGAGCCGUUUGAGAUUGUGAUCAGUCAGUGUGGGAAUUACUUCAGCUUCCCGAGCUUUGAGUAUUUUGAGGAUUAUCAGGAAAGUCAGGAAAGGAUAGAU
Messenger RNA from Hyaloscypha bicolor E, 384 nucleotides. RefSeq lists its product as uncharacterized. The record is from RefSeq and is a predicted model, not a curated record. Lineage: Eukaryota; Fungi; Ascomycota; Leotiomycetes; Helotiales; Hyaloscyphaceae. The annotation marks the transcript as partial. The transcript is spliced from 2 exons.